AUGAAACUUUAUUUAUUUACAAUACUAUUAAGCUAAUAUUUAUCCAUAAUCAUAUGCAGUUGCAAUCAAGAAAAUUAAUGCUUUGACCAAAAAUAGUAAACAUGUAAGUUGGUUGAUGGUAAAGAACAUAUUGGAAAAGAAAAGCAUUAUGGAUAUUGUGUAUUUGAUGCUAUCAAAUAUGAGUUGAUUGACUUUUGUAAAAGUGAUUAUGAACCUGUUUGUAUGUCUUAAGAUAGAAAAAGCUGUAUAAAAGUUUAAAAUAGCGAUCACAUAGUAGCUAUAUUAUAUUCAGGAAAUGUCUGUGUAGGUCUGAGAGAAUAUACAUCUAAUUUUAAUUUACCACAAAAAUUAAAAUAUAUUAAACAGGGGUUUUGUUAGGAUUUUAAUGGUCAAAUUAAAUUAGGUCAAGCAAUAUAAAGUGUAUCAUCAUCAUUUUUAUGUAAUAAUUUAGAAGGUGAAAAAUUUAAUAAAUGCAGACAAAAAAAAUCUUGCUAUUUGGUGGUUACAAAUAAAUGCAUUGAUAUAAAUUAAGUGGAUGGAAUUACUUCUAAUGGAUUUUGCGUCUUUUAAAAUGAACUGUAUCUUGACAAAGUUUUUUGCAAUGAAAGUUUAUGCCAAAUAAAAAACUCAUAAAACUAGUAUUCUUGUAUAAGUUAUUUUAAUUCAGACAUAGCUGGAAAGACUGGCGAUAAUUACUGCAUUUACCAGGGAUAGUAUUUUCCAAAAGAAACUUUGAUAAAUUGCAAGGAUUGCUUUUUUAAAAACUCUUGUGUUAAAAUGUCUUCUAAAAAUCCUGCUAAAUUAAUUGAUAACACCUGUGCAUAAUUAAAUACAUAAAACUCAGUUAAAUGCUAUACUUAAUUUCCAGCUUGCUUAUCCACAAGCUCUACAUGCUUGGAAGUGUCAAGCUCAAAUCCUAACUCUGUUGGUUUAAGGACAAAUGAAGAGUGUGCUGUAGCAAAUUAAUAUUAUAGUGAUUUGUAAAAAUGUAGUAAAGAUUAUUGCAUUAAAUAGUCAUCUGGAAAAAAAGGGUGUUUUGUUUUAGACGGAUCUGAGAAUGCAAUUGGAAUUGACUAAAAUGGCAAUUGUGUUGAUUCUAAAACAGUUGCGACUAGAUGUGCUUAGUUGCCAGUCGUUUGUUUUGAUAGUAUUACAUAAACAUGCUAAUAAACUGUAAAUUAUGGAUCAGUUGAUAAUGGAUGUUCUUUAAAUGGUUAAUGUUUCUAAAUGUCACCUAACUUGUAUGUAGGUAGAGAUACUAAUAAUUAGUGCUUUAAAAUAAAUAGUACUCCUUUAAGUGGUACUGUUAAAAAAUGUUUUAACGAUCCAUUAACUAUUUGUUUAACAAGUGACAAUAAAUAAUGUAUCAUAUAUACUAACUCCUCAUAGUAUUUAGGAUAUAUUUAAAGUACAGGAAUUUGUGCUUAAAAUGGUUAAAAAACUUCUAAUUAGGCUCUGUAAAUUAUUGUUAACUUAAACUAAGGUUAUUGCUAAGAUAGUUAAUUUAAAAUUUAAAAAUUAUUAAAUCCAUAUGUUGGAAGAGAUUCAGUAAACUAAUUAUGCCUCUAGUAAUCAACACAGUCUUCAUAAAUUGAAUUUUGCGUUUAAGGAUAUUGUGUUGCAAAUAAUAAAUGCUAACCUGUUGGUUUUGAUAAAAAACUUAUUGCAAAACUUUCAAAUUAGCAAUGUGGCUUAGAUUAAAUACCCGGUGCAAUAGAAUGUGCAUUUUAAAGUUUGGAUGGAUAAGAUACUAGUGGAAACUGCUUGAAAAGAGGCUAAUUCACAUAAAGAAUAAGAAAAUGUUAAUAAAACCAUUGCUAGACAAUUAAUUCAGACAGUUAUAUUGCUUGUUUAUACUUAGAUGGGUCAACAAAAUAAGUUGGAAUAGCAGCAAAUGGGUUGUGUUUAGAUAUAAACUAAGCUCCAGCAAUAAGAUGUACUGACUAGGUUAAUUAUAUUUGCUAUGAUCAGGACACAAAGACAUGCAUAUGUAUCAAUUUACCAUCUAGAAUUAAUUAUUGCAAAUUUUAAGGAACUUGUUAUUAAAUGAAUUUGAAUUAGUAUGUUGGUAGAGAUGCAAAUUUUAACUGUUUAACUUCUGGAAAAACUCCAAGUAUAGGAUUAGUUUAGAAUUGUUUAAAUGAUCCUUAAAACAUAUGUUAAAAAAGUGAUUAAUUAUAAUGCAUAUAUUAUACUAACAAAUAAUGGAAAAAUACCUACUUAGGUUUUAUAAAUUCAUCUGGUUAUUGUGCGUAAGAAAACUAAGCAACUUCAUCUUUAUAAAAAUAAUUUGAAAUUAUCACUAAUUUUGAUAGUAAUUAUUGCUAGGAUGAUAGCUAUAUCAUUAGAAAGAUUAACACUUCAUAUGGUGGUAGAGAAGUGAAAUAUUAAAGGUGUCUAAAAGCUUUUAAUUUACCAAUUUCCUAAAUAGAUUUUUGCUUUAAAGGUUAUUGCAUUUAGAGUAAUGAAUGCAAGCAAAUAGGUUUUGACGGUAAACUAAUAUCAAAACUAUAGAAUGGAUAAUGUGCUAUUGAUCGAUAAUACCCUGCUGUUGAGUGUGCAUAUAAUACUUUAGAUACAUGUUUAUAUAAUAAUAUGUGCUAUUGGUUAACUGAAUAAGACGCUUUUGCAUCAGGAAUAGAUUAAAAUGGUAAUUGUUUAACAAGAGGUGUAUUCUCAAUAAUUUUUAAGAAAUGUUAAUCAAAUCACUGCUUUAAAAUCUAUCCCAAUUUUUAAUCAAGCCAAGAUGGAAAGGGAUGCUUUCUUUUAGAUGGAUCUCAAGGUUAGGCAGGUAUAACUUCUUUGGGAUAAUGUUUAGCUAUUAAUACUUCUCCUGCAUGCAGAUGUACAAAUAAGACUAAUUCAAUUUGUUAUGAUCCUGCCACUUAAACUUGCUAGAAUACAAUAAAUUAUGGGUCCAUAGGAAAAGGUUGUAUUUUAAAUAGUUAAUGUUAUUAAUUUUCAAUUCAAUAAUAUAUUGGAAGAGAUUUAGAGCUUUAAUGCUUGGUAAAUAACUAGAUAACGAGCUAAGUAGAUAUUUGCUUUAAUGAAGUUAAUGAUGUUUGCCUUACCAAUAAUGAUUACCAAUAAUUUUGUGUAUUAUAUCCACAAUCUUAAAAAUACUUAGGAUAUAUUUCAGAAAAUAAAAGGUGCGCUAUAUAAGACUAAAUUGCAUAUUAGAACGGUAUUCUGGCUAACUUAGUAAACUUAAAAGCCAACUUUUGUUAAGAUGUUAAUGGGUAUAUCAGAGCCUUAAAUAAAACUCAAUAUGUUGGAGUAAGUAAGUAAAAUUAUCAAUGUUUAACUGUAAAGUAAACCUCUACUAACAAUAUUAUUUAAUGCUAUUCUGGAUUUUGUUUGAAUGUAAAUUUUUGUUAAGCAUAUGAUGAUACAUAUAUUGGAAAAGCAAGUAAUUAAACCUGUCUAAAAGUUGGAUAACCUUAAAGUAUUGAAUGUGCAGUAAAUUAUUGUAUAGAACCAAAUACAUAAAGUUGUAUGCUAAUAAAUGAUAAUGAUCCAAAUUUAUCUGGUGUUUAAGGAGAUUAUAAAUGUGCAGUUUUAGGUUAAUAUUAUACAUAAAUUUUGUAAUGUUCAAGCAAAUAUUGCAUUGAUUACUAGGAUCCAGAUGAUCCUACUACUUAACCAGGAUGCUUUCUUUGGGAUGCAUCUAUACAAAGAAUAGGGAUAGAUAAAAAUGGAUAUUGCACUUAUUAAGACUAACCAAACGCAAUCAAAUGUAUGCCAGGAUAGUUUUGCUUAAAUACUCUUUUUGGAAAUUCAUGCCAGUCUCUGUUAUUAUCAUUUGAUUAAAAUAGGUUUUCAAGAGAAAGAAUAACUGGUAUAUGCCUUCCUUAUUUAGAUCCAAAAUAUAUAUAAGGAGGUGAUAUUGAAACUUGUGUAGAUGGUAGUUGCUUUUAUAUAGAUCAAGUUUAAAAAAAAAAUUUCUGUCUUUCUUAAGGUAUCUACGCUUUGGGAGAUUUCAUUGUAGGAAUCGACACUUUAGGUUAAUGUAUAAUUAAAAACCAAAUAACAAGAGUUUAAAUAAAAUCAUGUUUAGGCUUGACAUAUUGUGCUCUUGAUAUUGGAGGGGGGAAUUACAAAUGUCAAAUGCUUCAGUUAAGUGACCCUCAAUAUCCAAAUCUAGCUUACUAAGCAAAAAAUGCAAACUAAACUUGUUAAGAUCUUAAUAAAGAAAAUAGUAUUGGGUGUUUAGACGGUUUAUAUUGUAUCAAUCAAUAAACUAAUAACAAAUGCGAAAUAAUGGACUCUAGCGACUCAAAUAAAAUAGGCAGAAACUUUUUUAACCAUUAAUGUCUCCCAUAAGGAGCUUAAGUUGCUAUAAUUUGCCAGUAGUAAUAUUGUAUAUCUCUUGGAGCGUGCAUACCUUUAUCAGAUAUUAAUCCAGGCUAAGAAAAUGUAACAUAAAGAUGUUUAUAAGAAUAGUAAUAUGGUUAGAAUGGAGCCUCUAAUUGUUAUAAAAAUGGAUACUGCUUAUUGACAGACCCCCUAACAAAUAAAGCAUCUUGUUUCAAAUUAGACUUUAGUAAUCCAAAUGCUAUUGGUAUAUAAAAAGACACUUAAUUAUGCUUAUAGAUGGGAUAACCUAAAGCAAUAAUGUGUGCAGUUGAAAAAUAUUGUUUAGAUCAAGCAACAAAUACUUGCUAGUUAAUCAAUACAAAAAAUGGGAUGUGUAUUGAUAAAAAUGGCUUUUGUGUAUAAAAUGGAUCCUGUUUUAAUUGUGAAUUAAAUUAAUGCUUGUCUCAAUCUAAUAAAAAUACAUGUUAAGACCUUUUAUAACCAUCAAUUACGUAUUGCAAGGAUAGCUAAGGAUUUUGUUAAAAUCUAGAUUCUGGCCUUUGCGAUAUCUGUCCUGAUAAUUAUUGCUUUAUUAAUAAAUUAUGUUUAAAUUAUAAAAGUUUAUUAAAGUUAAUAAAUAACGGAUAGUGUUUUGAACAAAUCAAAAAGUUAAAAACCUGUGUAAUUUAAAAUUUAAAUGUACCAAACUAGAAUGGAAAUAUGAAUUGUAUGAAUAAUUAAAGCUUUUGUUAAGAUAUAUCAAUUAAUAAUAAUGAAUGUUUAUCUUGUCCUAUGUACUUUAUAAAUCCAGGAGAUUAAAAAUGUUAUAGUUUAGAAUAAAAGUUAGAGCAUUCACCUGAUUCUUAAUAAGUAUACUUUGGAAUGUAGUUGAUUUAUGUUAAAUAAGACUGUUAUGAUUAAAAUUUCUGCCUGGUAAAUUAAUCUCUCAAGUGUCCAUAAGGUUGUUAUUCAUGCAACUCUCUUUCUUUCUGUACUUAAUGCAUUGAAGGUUAUUUUUUAUACCAAGAAUCGCAAACAAAAUCAGUUUGCAUAAAAUGCUUCAACCAAUAACCUCCUAAUUAGGAUUUAAAUUUAAGUCCUUAUUAUAAAUAAAUUCCUACUUACUAAUGCAUAGACUGCUCAUCAGAAUAUUCUUUAUGGUAGUAGAGCUAAUCUAAAUAUAAAACAUGCUAGAAUUACAUUUUAUAGCUAGAUCAAAAUUUACAAGUAGUAUUUUCAAAGUAUUAGACAGUAAACUUCCUAGUAUAAUCAACAUUAGGCUCAUAUAGCAUUACUCAAUAUUAAUCUGUGCUAUGUCCAGAAGGAUGCUUUUAAUGUAUACAAGAAUCUAAUUCAAAAGCAACUUGUAUUAAAUGUUAAGUUUAGUAUGUAUAAAAUGGAAACAUUUGUGAAAAAUGCCCUGAUAAUUGUAAUUACUGUUAAUAUGCAGCAAUUUUAAAUGGUAAAGCUGUAUUUAAAAGCUAAAUAGACAUUAAUAAAAUCAAUCAAUUUUCGUUUGUAAAAAUAUGCUUAGAAUGUAAACCUAAAUACCUUGUUUCAUAUGAUUUAUUAUCAUGUGUUUAAUGUGGUUUAAACUGUGAUUAAUGUUAAUAUGAUAAUAAUGAUGAGGUUCUAAAUUAUAACAUAGAUUAACUAACUGUCUUAUCAUACAAUUAGUUUAAAACAAAAAAAUACAUAAAAAAGUGUUUAUAAUGCCCUAAAUAAUACUUUGUUUCAUUUGAUGGUUAGUCUUGUGUGUAAUAAACACUAAAUUGCGAUUAUAACAGUUUUAAAAUAGUUUAAGAUACACAGAUUUAUGAUUUAACAGAAGAGAUAUGGUUAUUUGUAGGUAGUUAAUAACAAAAUAUAAGUAUUAACAAAAUUUGUAAAAGCUGCUCUUAAGGGUACACAUUAGCAAGCGAUUAAAUAAAAUGUGAGUAUGGUUGCUAAUCAUUAUCUCAGUAAUCGCUAUGCAAUAAUUGUUAUACUACUUUAUCCUUUGAAGUUUAAUGCUAAUUUUGUAGUAAUGGAUAAAUAUUAAACUAAGUUUUUAAUCCCCCCAGAUGCUAAGAUGAUCUUUGUAAAAACAAUAUUUUAGGAUGCACAGAGUGCUAUAAAUAUUUAGAUUCGAGUUUAAUGCUAAACAAUUAAGUUUAUUAAUGUACGAAAUGCUAAGAUCAACUAAGUAUUCCAUCUAUCUAUGGUUGUAUUAAAUGCCCAGAAGGAUGCUCCAAAUGUUAUGAAGGUACAAGUACAUUUAACUUCACAUCAUAAUUAAUAUAUAAAAGAGAUUCCAUCACUAUAUAAGAUAGAUUAGAUUAUAAGAAUAAAAACUAUAAAUUGAUAUGCACAGGAUGCUUAGAUGGGUAUUACUUCGAUUAAUAAUUCAAAAAAUGCAUUUUAAUUUAAUGUGGAUAAAACUGCCUAAAAUGUAUCCUUAUAAAUAAAAAGCCUUAAUGCAUUCAGUGCAACUAUGAUAAAUUAAUUAAUUAAAUUUCUUCAUUGUAGUAUUUUGUUGGUAUGUUCUAUUAUAAAUAAAAUUAAAUAUAUAAUCCAUAAUAAAUGAUAACAUUAACUUCUUCUGGUGAUGAUUGCUAAAUUUGUCCAUUACUUUGCGAAACAUGUGUAAACUAAAGCAAUGUCAGUAAGAAUCCUUUAUAUAUAUAUGAUGCUUAAUGUUUAUCUUGCAAAAAAACUUUAGAUAAGAGCUAUAUUUUAUAAAAUUAUAGUAUAACAUAUGAUAAGUCAAGAAGGAAAUGCUACUUAUGCUAAAAAUCAGAAUAGGGUUGCUACUAUAAGAAGCAAAAAAUAAUCUAUGCAUAAUGCUUAGAUCUAAGUAGCAGAUUAGGUGAUGGUUCAUAAAAAGAACCAAUUAACUUCAAUCGUUUAAAUGAAGUUAAUUUAAACUAAUUUAUCAUAAAUGAACUAGAAUUUGAUCAAGCAGUAAUUUUUUAUAAUGAAUUAUAAGUUAAAGAGUUGGAGGUUUUAUUAAUAUUUGUUGAUAAUAUUUGUUAAGAUCUAAAACCUCAAAACUUUACAAUUACUUUAAAGGAGAAAUUUAGAACUCUUUCAACUAUCUUAAACAUAACAACACUUUACUCAAAUUUUGCAGUGGAUUUCUAGUAAUAAGAUGUUUUUACUGUAUAAGGCUUUGACAAAAUAUUUAUUUAAAAUGUAAUUUUCUAAUAGUAAAAAACUGAUAAUAAAUUUGGGGUAAGUAUUAAAGAUGAUUCUUUAAAUACUUUUUAACUUAUAAACUGUUAAUUCCACUAGAAAGAAUUAAUACAAAAUAAACGUUUAUUAUUUUUGGAUAUUUCAUCCAUUUAGUAAACAAAUAUAACAUUAGAAUAAGUAAUAUUUCAGAAUGUUAAGGUGCUAGACUAGUAGCCGUUAAUAAAUUGCCUUAGCUCUAAAUAAAAUUCUUAAUUAUUCCUUAGGAUAAUCUCAACUACUUUACUUAAUGUAUAAUUUAAUUAGUCAAAACUAAUUAAAAUAGAUAUGUAAUCUAUUUAAGUUGAAAUGUAAAACUUACUAAUUAGAUCAUCAAUUUUUGAUUAGGAAACACUACUUAUAGAUGUUCGAUAUAAUAAUUAACCAAAUCAAAUUAUAAAUAUUUAUUUUCAAAAUAUAACUUUUGAGAAUAGCUCCUUUAAUCAUAGAUCUUAAAUUCUAAAUUCAAAUAUCUUAAAUUAUCUAUCAAUCAUUAACUUGACAUUUAACUAAUGUACAUUUUAUUAAUCAUAAAAAGAGCUUAUACCUUUAAUUAUAUCUAAUUAGUUUAAUGUAAGUUAAAUUUAUAUCAUAUCAAAUAAAGUGACUAACUACAACUUUAUGCAGCAGGAAGAUAGUAGAUUGAAUAUUAUAAAUUAAACUUCUUAUUUUGAAUAAAUUCACAUUUUAGAUAACAUUGUUAAAAUUGAUAGUUAUUUUUUAUUAGAUUUUUAGACUGAUAAAAACUAUAAUAUAACUUUAAAUGGAAUAAUAAUUUAAAGAAAUCAAUUUUAUUCUGAGGUAACUUCAAUAAUAAUCUAACUUAUAAAAUUAAACACAGUUAUAGUAAACAAUAUUUCUUUAGCAGAUAAUGAUGAAUUUUUAUUCCUUAAAACUGAAAAUAUUUUUAAUGUGACAAUUAGUUAAAUAAAUUUAUAAUCAACUGACUAAUAGUUUUUGACCCCAUAAAUUUGCAACUUAAAAUAAACUAGCUAGCAAAUAAAUAUUAAAGACAUAUUCUAAUAAGGUAUAAAAGUAUCCAAAGAAUUAUUUAUCAUAGAAAAUAAUAUAAUUUAAAAGCAAAUUUCUCCUCUUGAAAUUACAAUAAAAAAUGUUAUCAGCAAUUAAAUAAUGUUAGUAUUCAAAGAUAAUAACGAAGAUAUAUCUAUUUUUUCGAUAAUUUCUAAGUAAAUCAGCAAUAUAUAAAUUGAAAAUGUAUAAUUUUCUGGAUUUUAAGAAGAUAUUUUAAAUAACAAAUCUAUUUUAGGAAAAGUAUCUUAAGGUUUUUAUUUUGAUGCCCCUACUGUAGCUGUGAACCUUUAUAAUUCUAGUUUUAAUGAAUUAAAUGUUAAAAAUUAAUUUGGUUGGAUUAAUGGAUAAAUUCUUUCAAUAAAUAUAAACUAUUGUAACUUUACUAAUUAAUAGAGUUAUCUUAACAUAAAAACCAGUAGAUUAGGUGGGUUUCUGAAUAUUAUAAGUUAAGUACUUCAUAUCUAUAACUCUAAAUUUAUAAAUGGUAAUGCACAAAUUGGAGGAGCAGUUUAUUGGAUAGCAUAAAAUAAAGGUAACUUCUCUUCAAUAGAUAGCGAAUAUUUAAGCAACAUAGCUUUUAGUAGUGAAGAUUUUGAGACUCAAGGAGGAGCAAUAUUUGUUAAUGGGCAAUUAUCUUAAGGCUUUGAUAUAUAUAUUUUCAAAUCUAAUUUUUCUAAUAACUUUGCAUUUAGCUAAGGAGGGGCUAUAUAGAUCUAACCUUCUUUUUAUUUUAAAACUGCCAUAACAAUUAAAAUGAGUCAUUUUAUUAAUAACUUCUCUUUAUGCAGAGGUAGUAAUAUUAACAUACAAAAUUAAUCUAAUUCUAAAUCUUAUAUAAUUUUGGGUAGUUUAGUUAUUACUAGUUAGAUUAAAUACUUUAUUGAAGCAAUUGAUAUCCUUUAAAACAUUAUUAGUAAAUAAGAUUGGUUAUAAAUUAAUUUAGUUGAUUCUUCAUUAAUUUACAUACAAAAAGCUCAUGAUGUUGAAAUUAUAAGUUCGACAUUUUAGUUAUCAGCAGGCACAUCAUAUGAUUUCUAAAACUCUGAGAAUCUGAAAUUUAUUUUUUAAAAAAUUUUGAUAAUUUAAGAAGCUAUUAACUUUUAUGAUGUAUAAAAUAUUUAUUAAGAUAGCUAUUUUUUAAGUAAUAUGAUUACAGCUAUAGGCAUUUAGUACUUUUAUAUCUACGAUACUUUAAUUUAAAACAAUAGAAAUAUCUUAGAUAAAAUGUAUAAUUAAAGAUAAGAUGCAUAAAGUGCUGUAUUUUAUAAUAGCCUGAGCAGCUACAUUUAUAAAUUAAAUGUAGCUAAUAACAUAUGUUAAUAUUGUGUUUUUGGGACAAUUUAAAUAGCAAGUUCAAAAUUGCAAAUCUUAAAUUCUACUUUUUAUAGUAAUAUAGCAUAUAAUGGGCCAGGAUUAUAUUUAGAAUAAGCUUAAUAAUAAUUUGCAAGCUCAAUUAAUGCAUAAUAAGUAUUUUAAGAUAAUUUAGUAAUCAUUAAUUCAAAAUUCAUUAAUAAUAAAGCAAACCUAAAUGGAGGAGCCAUAUACCUAAAAUAAUCUAGUAUGUUUAUUUAUGAAACUAUCUUUGACUAAAAUAAAGCUAGCUAAUAUGGUGGAGCUAUUUUUUUAGAAAAUGCAUAAAAUUAUAUUUUAAUAAAUUUAAUUAGCUUAAGUAGCUGCAUAUUUACUUAAAACUAAGCAAGUUUUGGAGGAGCAUUAGGGUCAACCACAGGAUAAAGAGUGAAUAGAUUUUCAAAUAAUACAUAUUAAAAUAAUAAAGCUUCUUAAUAUGGGGACAACAUUUAAACUUCACCAACAAAAUUUAGUGCUUCUAUAAAUGGAAAACCUUUAUCAGACUCAAAUAUCUUAUAAAUAUAAAAUCAUUUGGGGGGGUAACUUCAGGAAAAUAUAAUUUUAAGAUUGUGUAGUGAUUAGAAUUAAGAAAUUUUGAAUAUUCCUAAAUACAGCUUUCUUUAAAUAACUAUUUUAGAAGGAAAUGGUUACUUAAGUUAGAAUAAAAUUUAUAGUUCAAAUGGUGAAUUUAAUUUAACUCAGUAAAUUAAAGUUUAUGGAAAUUUCAAUUAAUAACUAAAGCUCUAAAUUACAAGCGAUUUAAUUAAAGUUCCCAUAUUGAAUCCAAGCUAAUACAUAAUUGGUUAUAAUAAUUAUUCAUUAAUUAUUGUUAUAGAUAUGGCUCAAAGUUGCUUAAUUGGCUAGAUACCUAUAAAAUUUUAAUAAAAAUAUGAUUAAUGUUAAGACUGUAAAGAUACUUAAUAUAGCUUUAGUAUAUCAAAUUAAUGUUAAUCAUGCCCUCAUUCAUUAGUUAAAUGUUUUAGAAAUUAUAUCUUUUUACCUUCAAAUUUAUGGAGAGUUAAUCAACAAUCAAUAGUUUUAUACCCAUGUAAAAAUUGUAUAGGUGACAUUCAAAUAAGUUAACUCAUAUAAACUGGCUAACUUUCUCCUAAGCACAAUGAUAUGAAUUACUAUUGCAAAUAAGGAUAUUUAGGAGCACUUUGCGAAGAUUGCGAUAGAACUGGAAAAUAUUGGGGUGAAGCUUACUUCAUGAAAUUGGACUAAAAAUGUUCAAGAUGCAGUGACAUAAGAUUUACAGAAGUCAUUUAUCCUUUGAUAAUAUCAAUCCUUGCAUUUAUUAUAUCAAUCUAUUUAUCUUAAAGAUUGAAGUAUUAAGUUAACUUGAAGAUAAUGACAAAAGUGGUUUACUUAUUACGAUAUAAAAAAUUUUAUGGCUACGAUGCCUCAAAUGUGUUUAGUGUAAUCAAAGUUUUGAUCUUUUAGUCAUCUUUAAUCGGAAUAAUGUUUUUUUAUGAUUCUAAUAUCCCAAAAUUUGUGUCUUAACUAUUUAUUGAUAUUGUAUUUACUUCUUAUUAGUGA
Molecule: messenger RNA, 11427 nt
Organism: Tetrahymena thermophila SB210
Lineage: Eukaryota; Ciliophora; Oligohymenophorea; Hymenostomatida; Tetrahymenidae
Product: transmembrane protein, putative
Exons: 45
Source: RefSeq, a predicted model, not a curated record